AUGAAGUACCUUCUUUCCGCACUCGCUUUAACAGCCACACUAAAUGCUGCCGUGCUCCCAAGACAAGUAAUCCCAUGUACAUUCUACAUGUCCGCCGUCGGCGACCCAACCGAUCCAACUGGUUCCAUUGUCGAAACCACCAUAGGAGAAAAUCGAAUUGGUGGAUCCUGGCCUCAAGGUGUCUAUAGCAUUGAUGCUAAAGUACUCACCGAUGCUGAAGGUCACAAUUGCAGUAUUUCCUCUACCACCGCCCAAUUCCAAUGUAUCCAAGGCUCCGCGGUUACAUUGUUUACAUUGGGUAAUAAUGGAAAUUUACUCUACAAUGACACGAAUGAGGAUUGGCUAGCAUGUCCAGCUACGGGUCCGGGUGAAGAUGGAAGUUAUAAUAUUUUUACCCAAGCAAAAACCAACACGACAGGAUGCGAAACUAUUCAAAUAGUUACUGGAGGAUUUAGUUGUGCGGCUUUGGGAAGACCAACAAGUAGUUCUACCACUUCAAUCGCGUCUGCUACUUCUUCUGCUUCGUCGACGAUUCCUGUAGCUACAUCAACCACCUCUGCUGCUACUUCAUGCCCAACCGAUAUCACCUCAGGGCCCUUCGAAUAUCCACAUCUUAUAGUACCGGUCUCCCCUGAAUCUCCAGACCACGCAUUCGGUAAUCAAUUCACUGCCCAUAUCACCCCUCAAAACAGCACCAUCUUUAACUUCGACGUACCAUCCAAAGCCCCUUACACUGGUAUCUGUGCCCUUCUCUUCCUUCUACCCGUCGCAUCCAAUACCCAAGCUGGCACAUACAAUUUCACCGGUAUUGAAGAAGAAACCGAGGAAAAUGGAGGUAUUGAUUUUUCACUAUUGAAUGGUAUUUCCAAUUCCGAUACGACUUAUAAUACUCAACCAGCAGUCGCGACAGAUUUUGGAAAGGUACAAGUUAUUCCAGGAAAUGCAUACACGGUUGCUACAUUUGCGUGUCCGACUGGGAAAACGGUUAGUUAUGCCGCGAAGAGUGCAGGAGGUGUGGGAUUGGAGUAUUUUGAAAAUAGUGCCGCGAGUGCUAUUGGCCUUUAUAUGGUACCUUGUUCUUAG
Sclerotinia sclerotiorum 1980 UF-70 is the source of this 1083-nucleotide messenger RNA. RefSeq lists its product as hypothetical. Lineage: Eukaryota; Fungi; Ascomycota; Leotiomycetes; Helotiales; Sclerotiniaceae. The coding region runs from base 1 to 1083 and encodes 360 amino acids. The record is from RefSeq and is a predicted model, not a curated record. The transcript has a single exon.